Molecule: messenger RNA, 3024 nt
Organism: Penicillium taxi
Lineage: Eukaryota; Fungi; Ascomycota; Eurotiomycetes; Eurotiales; Aspergillaceae
Product: isoleucine--tRNA ligase ISM1
Exons: 1
Coding region: 1-3024 (1007 amino acids)
Biological process (GO): isoleucyl-tRNA aminoacylation
Cellular component (GO): cytosol
Molecular function (GO): aminoacyl-tRNA deacylase activity; tRNA binding; isoleucine-tRNA ligase activity
Source: RefSeq, a predicted model, not a curated record
AUGCCGAACCAGCCGCGGUCAAUACCUCGGUCCUGGACGUCAACUCUUAAGCUUCCGAAGUCGACAUUUCCACCGCGUGUGUCGCUGGUCGACCAAACGAAAUACCUGAAGCGAUGCUCCGAUGAACUCUACGCCUGGCAGCGCAACGAACGUCCCGCCGACAAGCCUUUUGUUCUACACGAUGGUCCACCGUACGCAAACGGAGGAUUGCAUGUCGGUCAUGCGCUCAAUAAAAUCUUGAAGGAUAUGAUCUGCAGAACGCAAUUGGGACGCGGAAAGCGAGUGCGCUAUGUUCCGGGCUGGGAUUGCCACGGUCUGCCCAUCGAAUUGAAGGCGCUUCAAGGCCUUCAAGAUCACGGUGUGAAGGAUGGAUCUGUGAGCCCUGCAGUGAUCCGGAAAUCUGCCCGGCAACUCGCGCGACAGACGGUCAAGGCCCAAAUGAAGGAAUUCCGUGGCUUUGGUGUCAUGGCGGAUUGGGAAAAUCAUUGGAAAACUAUGGAUAAGGAAUUUGAGAUGCGACAACUUGGAAUCUUCCGUGAAAUGGUUGACCGGAGCCUCAUCUACCGGAAAUUUAAGCCCGUCUACUGGUCGCCCUCAACUGGCACCGCGCUGGCUGAAGCUGAGCUCGAAUACAAGGAAGACCACAUUUCUAUUGCUGCCCUCGUCAAAUUCCCUUUGGUGGAUAUUCCAGAACAUUUGACCAAGGACCCGCUGCUGGGAUCAAAAGAACUAAGCGCUGUUAUUUGGACUACUACACCCUGGACCUUGCCUGCCAAUGCUGCCAUUGCGGUCAGCGACUCCCUGGAAUACGCAAUUGUCGAGUCGGAGGAGCACGGAUGUCUUCUUAUCGCCCAGUCCCGAUUUGAAUAUCUUGAGAAUAUGCUGCAAUCGGAGCUGACUGUCGUGAUCCCUUCUAUUCUUGGCUCAGAAUUGGCUGACAAGACCACCUACCGACCUCUUUUCAAGGACGCGAAUGCCAAUCCCCAGCCGAUUUUCAGUGCUAACUUUGUCACCGCGGAUUCUGGCUCUGGACUGGUCCACUGUGCUCCUGGACAUGGUAUGGACGACUACGAAGCCUGUCUUGCUCGUGGUAUCCCGGUGUUUGCCCCGGUCGAUGAUCAGGGCAGAUUUACGGAAAAAGCGAUGCCACAUGAUCCUACACGCCUGACUGGAAAGUAUGUAUUGGACGAGGGCAACGAUGUGGUUCUUGAAUACGCAAAGUCCCAAGGAAAAUUACUUGCCCAGCACAAAUACGAGCACAAGUACCCUUAUGACUGGCGUUCCAAGCUCCCUGUUAUCGUUCGCGCCACUGAGCAAUGGUUCGCCGAUGUGGGCGAUAUCCGUGGCAGCGCUCUGAAAGCAUUGGAUAAUGUCCGAUUUGUUCCUGAAACUGGAAAACACCGACUGGUCAAUUUUGUUAAGAAUCGCAGUGAAUGGUGCAUCUCACGUCAACGUGCUUGGGGUGUUCCUAUUCCUGCCCUCUAUCACCGAACAACCGGUGAGCCUCUUUUGACGAAGGAUAGCGUGUCUCAUAUCAUGGGAACUAUCGAGGCGCGAGGCAUCGAUGCUUGGUGGACGGAUAGUGCGGAUGAUCUUGCCUGGGUUCCUACCACUGUACGGGAUGACCCCGUUGGAUAUCGACGCGGAACUGAUACCAUGGAUGUUUGGUUCGAUAGUGGAACUAGUUGGGCCGAAAUAGAUGUGUCUGAAGCGGGACGCUCCCAUCCUGCAGAUGUGUACCUUGAAGGAACCGAUCAGCACCGUGGCUGGUUCCAGUCCGGCCUUCUCACUUACGUUGCUCACCAACUAGCGUCCGAAAAGACUGAUGAACCCAGGGCUCCAUUCAAGAAUUUGAUCACUCAUGGAUUUACCCUAGACGAGGAAGGACGCAAGAUGAGCAAGUCGAUUGGUAACACGCUUGUGCCCCAGACCAUCAUGGAUGGAACUUUACUACCGCCUCUAAAGCCGCGAAAGGGCAAGGGAAAGAAGCAACCAGAGAACGCUGAGCCAACCUAUGAUGCGUUGGGCCCCGAUGCACUUCGCCUAUGGGCGGCUAGCAGUGACUACACCCGCGACGUUGUGAUUGGAAAGCAAGUACUCCAGACCGUCCACACUAGUCUUCACAAGUUCCGUGUUACAUUCAAGCUAUUGCUUGGUGCGCUCGCUGAUUUCCGUCCCGAGUUCGUAGUACCUUACGAGCAGCUACAGCAGGUUGACCGGAUUGCCCUGAAACACCUGUCGGACUUGGUACUGUCCUCUCAAAAGGCCGGCGAGAACUUUGAAUUCUACAAGGCUGUGAACAUGAUCAACCGCUGGGCCAACUUGGAGUUCUCAUCGUUCUACAUGGAAGCGAUCAAAGAUCGUUUGUACACACUGGGCGAGAACAGUGGCAGCCGUCGGGCUGCUCAGACCACCUUGUUCUAUAUCUUCAACUACCUCCAGGAGGUUCUUGGUCCCAUAACACCUUUGCUUAUCGAGGAGACCUGGGAGCAUACACCGGAAGUGAUCCGGUCGCAGAGCGAGCAUCCCUUGCGACGCAUCGUUUCAGCCCCCGCGUCGGAAUGGCAGGAUCUUGCCUUGGACGCCAACUACCAGGAACUAGUUGCCGUGCACUCGGUGAUCAAAACGUUGCAGGAGCAGGCACGCGGAAAGAAGCAACUCGGCUCCUCCCUGCAGUCUUUUGUUCACCUCGUUCUUUCAGAUGACCCGAGUAGCUCCGUUUUCCAUCAAUAUCUCUCCGAGCUGCCCGAUCUGUUUGUCGUUUCGUCGGUCACUCUUGGUCUUCCCGGACAAAAUAUUCCCACUGAAAUUGCGGAAGCUGAAUGGCAGUACCAAGAAGUGUGUGCGCUACCAGAUGGCCAAAAAGGCACUGUUCAUGUUUACGCACCUCAGGCGUCCAAGUGUCCCCGAUGCUGGCGGUACGCUGUCCCAGAACCAGCAGAGUCAGAGAUUGAAGUAAUCUGCGACCGAUGUGAUACAGUUGUCAAGGACCUUGAUGCGAAGGCACCCACUUCCCAUCUCUGA